Amyelois transitella is the source of this 4045-nucleotide messenger RNA. RefSeq names its product transient receptor potential cation channel subfamily A member 1 (gene TrpA1). The transcript has 22 exons. Gene Ontology annotation, biological process: transmembrane transport; monoatomic ion transport. Gene Ontology annotation, molecular function: protein binding; monoatomic ion channel activity. Bases 120 to 3794 code for a protein of 1224 amino acids. Gene Ontology annotation, cellular component: membrane. The record is from RefSeq and is a predicted model, not a curated record. Lineage: Eukaryota; Metazoa; Arthropoda; Insecta; Lepidoptera; Pyralidae.
CGCGGCCGCGUUGUAAGCUCGCUCAUUACGUUAAACAUUCAGAUUUUCAGCGAAAUUGUGAAAGUUCUUAGAAGUGUUCUUGUUUUUUUAUGAACUGCAACUAAAAGAUUUGAAUGUAAAUGCCGAGGAUGUGGUUCAUCGGCGCGGCGGCCGAAAGGCAGCCACCAAGGAGUGGGGGGCCUGCGGUAGUCGCUUCAGCUGGAUGCGGAGUACCCCCCGUACCAAUCUUCUCACACGAUUCCCAUUCAGUGCCUAGAAAAAGAGGACUUGCAGAAUGGAUGUGGACUUUAACUGGACAUAACCGUGAACCAAGACCCAAACUCGACCAUGGCGGAGAACUCCAAAUAAUGCUGCCGAGUAAAGAUCAAGAUAAGUUAAAUUCUGGUGAAGUGUGCCUUUUAGCUGAAAGCCCUUAUCGAAUACUGAGGGCGGCAGAAAGCGGCAAUGUUGAAGACUUUAUGCGCUUGUAUCUGAGUGAGCCUUCUCGGCUGGCGGUCCGGGACGGUCGCGGGCGGACAGCGGCGCACCAAGCCGCUGCGAGAAACAACACCAACAUAUUACACUUCAUCAACAACUACGGUGGAGAUCUUAAUGUCAAAGACAACAAUGGUAACACACCCCUGCAUGUAGCUGUUGAGAACGAAGCUAUAGACGCUAUUGAAUUUUUAUUACAACAAAACGUUGAUACGGGACUAUUGAACGAAAAGACUCAGGCACCUAUUCAUUUGGCUACAGAACUAAAUAAGGUAUCUGUGUUGCAAGUUUUCGCAAAGUACAAAACCCAAUUCAACGUGGAUUUAGGCGGCGAACACGGGCGUACCGCUCUUCAUUUUGCUGCAAUACACGACCACGACCUGUGCGCAAGAGUAUUGAUCACCGACUUGGGCGCGGAAUGCAAACGGCCUUGCAACAACGGCUAUUAUCCAAUCCACGAGGCCGCAAAAAACGCAUCGUCAAGAACUAUGGAGGUUUUCCUCCAAUGGGGAGAGGCGAAGGGUUGUACGAGAGAACAGAUGAUAUCACUUUAUGACAACGAAGGCAAUGUGCCACUGCAUUCUGCAGUUCAUGGAGGGGAUAUCAAGGCGGUAGAACUAUGCCUGAGGUCCGGUGCUAAGAUUUCUACACAACAACAUGAUCUGUCGACCCCCGUGCAUUUAGCUUGUGCCCAGGGAGCCUUGGAAAUUGUCAAGUUAAUGUUUACGAUGCAACCUAAAGAGAAAUUGGCUUGCCUCACUUCGUGCGACGUGCAGAAAAUGACUCCGAUACACUGCGCCGCUAUGUUCGACCAUCCCGACAUAGUGAACUAUCUCAUUUCUGAAGGUUCAGAUAUCAAUCCGCUAGACAAGGAAAGAAGAUCGCCCCUUCUGCUUGCUGCUUCUAGAGCGGGAUGGAGGACGGUCCAUACUUUGAUACGGCUUGGUGCAGAUAUUCAGCUAAAAGACAUCAACUCUAGAAAUGUUCUUCAUCUAGUAGUUAUGAAUGGUGGUCGCUUGGAAGACUUUGCUGCUAACUGCAAGGAUCGAUGUGAAAAAAGUUUGGCUCAGCUUCUAAACGAGAAAGAUAACACUGGCUGUUCACCGCUGCACUACGCCAGCAGAGAGGGUCACAUCAGAUCUUUGGAGAAUUUAAUUCGACUCGGGGCUUGCAUUAAUUUAAAAAAUAACAAUAAUGAGAGUCCAUUGCACUUCGCUGCCAGAUACGGUCGUUAUCACACGGCUUGUCAACUAUUGGAUUCUGACAAGGGCACGUUUAUCAUAAACGAGAGCGAUGGAGAAGGACUCACUCCCCUGCAUAUUUCUUCAAGAGAAGGUCACACAAGAGUAGUACAAUUGCUGCUGAACCGAGGCGCCUUGUUGCAUAGAGAUCAUAAUGGGAGGAAUCCCCUACACUUGGCCGCUAUGAGUGGUUACACGCAAACUAUUGAGUUGCUGCAUUCAGUCCACUCGCAUUUACUUGAUCAGGUCGAUAAAGAUGGGAAUACUCCUCUACACCUCGCCACGAUGGAGAACAAGCCAAACUCUAUAGCUCUCCUCUUGUCUAUGGGUUGCCGACUCAUUUAUAAUAAUCUGGACAUGAGCGCUAUAGACUACGCUAUCUACUACAAGUUCCCCGAGGCAGCGUUGGCGAUGGUCACUCAUGAACAAAGAGCGAAGGAAGUAAUGUCGUUGCGUUCAGACCGCCAUCCGUGUGUGACCCUCGCCCUCAUCGCCUACAUGCCGCGAGUGUUCGAAGCUGUUCAGGACAAAUGUAUAACUAAAGCCAACUGCAAGAAGGAUUCCAAAAGUUUUUAUAUAAAGUAUUCUUUCAAAUUCUACCAACACUCCAAGCUUGAGAUAGACGCAUUGCGACUGGCGCUGAACGACCCCAAAUACCGGCCAGAACCGUUGAGUGUGAUCAACGCCAUGGUGGCACACGGUCGUGUAGAAUUGCUGGCUCAUCCACUGAGCCAAAAAUAUCUUCAAAUGAAAUGGAAUUCUUACGGCAAAUAUUUUCAUUUGGCAAAUUUGCUUUUUUACUGUAUAUAUCUGACUUUUGUUACCGUUUAUACGUAUCUGUUGAUGUUGAAUGCUGAUCCGAGCACAUCGUCCGUUCAAAGAAGAGAAGAUCAGAUAUGUAAGGCCAACAACGGAACGAACGCAAGCGCACUCACUACGCAAAGCACUAAUUGUGGAAACAGAAACGUUGAAUUCAAUGGUGAUUUCGAGACCUUAGUAGCAAUGUACACGAGCACAGUAGCUAUUCUGGUGUAUAACGCAAUCUGUCUUGGUCGUGAGGCGUAUAAUGUGAAACAGCAGAAAUGGCAUUACCUGGUUGACCCCUCGAACUUCGUUUCCUGGCCGCUUUACCUUUGCUCCUCGCUUAUGGUGUUUCCGACUGUUCUUGGCAACUAUUCUGAUAUUCAGUUUUCCGCCGCUUCGGUGACAGUGUUUUUAUCUUGGUUUGAACUGUUACUACUGUUGCAACGUUUCGAUCAAGUCGGCAUCUACGUGGUCAUGUUUCUUGAGAUUCUGCAAACGCUCAUCAAGGUGUUGAUGGUAUUUUCCAUAUUGAUCAUCGCAUUCGGAUUGGCAUUCUUUAUACUAUUGUCUAAAGGUCAGCACGUCUCCUUCAAUAGCAUACCAAUGUCCCUGAUGCGAACUUUCGCCAUGAUGUUGGGCGAGAUAGAUUUUGUCGGAACCUACGUCCAACCUUACUAUAAACCAGAGAUGGAUAUUAUCCUCCCAUUCCCGAUGCCGACUUUCCUAAUACUAGGUGUGUUUAUGGUCUUGAUGCCAAUUCUGCUGAUGAACUUACUCAUCGGUUUGGCCGUCGGGGACAUAGAGAGCGUCAGGAGGAACGCUCAGCUGAAACGAUUGGCUAUGCAAGUGGUCCUUCACACCGAAUUGGAAAGGCAGCUGCCAGCGAUUCUUCUGGAGAGAGUGGACAAAGACGAGUUGAUAGAAUACCCGAACACAAACAAAUGCAAACUGGGAUUUCUUGACCUCAUACUCAGGAAAUGGUUCUGUAAUCCAUUCACCGACGACGCGGGAUUAGACCUUGUGCUCGAAAGUAACGAGGACUUCAUCACGGCUGAGUUGGACAAACAAAAACGUCGACUAAGGGAAAUGUCACAGCUCUUGGAACAACAACACACGCUAGUCCGUCUUAUAGUUCAGAAAAUGGAGAUAAAAACAGAGGCUGGCGACGUUGAUGAAGGUGUUUCACCAUCAGAAACCCGCGUCGUGCCUCGAUGGAGUUCACCGAGGAUCCGAAAAAAAUUGCGCACAGCGCCCUCUUUUAAUAAAGGCGGCUAAUUUUUAAUGCAUGAAUACCUACUAAUAAAAAUAAUAAGGGGUGUUACGCUAUAGAAAUUGGAAUAAUAUGAACACCGUAUUGUAUUUCAUUAUGAAGUCGUUUUCUUUAGAACAAAAUUAAAAAAAAGCAAAAAAUAAAUCGUUACGAUAUUGCGACCACACAUUCCAGAGUUCCACUUCUAUAGUUUAAUAUUAUUGCCAAUUCUAUCCGUAACGCUGAUUUAUUGUUUACAACACCGUAACAGUACUAA